AUGCCACCGCAAGGCCUACCUCUUAUCUACGGUGGUCUCGCUGCUGGGGCUGCAAUAAUCUCCUACUACUUCUUCUGGCCUGAUGCUCCACGAGGAGCACCGACGUACACCAAUGCGCUCCUAUCUCCGACUCACUUCAUUCCUGCUACGCUCACUGAAAGCAAACUCUGUGCCGACUCGGACUUCCGCCUGAUGACGUUGGCUGUGCCAUCGCAAUGCAUACAGUCACUAGAGCAGACCACAUUUGCUCCGAUCUGGUCCAUCUACGUCAAAGAUGACGAUAUACAGGUCGAGAGACCCUACACGCCCCUCACUGGAAUAGAUGAGGAGGGGAAAAUGCGGUUAUGGAUCAAGAGAUAUGCAAAGGGUGAAGUUGGUCGGUGGCUGCAUUCAAAGCAAGUCGGAGAUAAGAUCGAGAUACGAGGACCGGUGAAGACGUGGAUAUGGAAAGACGAAACAUGGGACGAGGUUGUCAUGAUCUCUGGAGGCACCGGUGUUACCCCAUUCUACCAGUUGCUGCAUGCAAUGAUGCUGAAGAAUCCAGCGCAAGCCUCGAAGACAAAGUUCACUCUUCUGCACUCCUCGCCAAACCCCAUUGAAUUGCCACCGCCGGACAUGCUCGAGCCCUUACUUUUGGCAGCUCAAAAGCACUCGGAUCGUCUUAAAGUUGGUCUGUUCGUCGAUUCGCUAGACGGUCCAGAACAUCCCCUUGUUUCAUCGUCGAAUCUCCAUUUGGGGAGAAUUGAAAAGACCGCUGUCGAACAAGCUGUCUAUGGAGAACCAAAAACACAAAGCUGGUGGCCAUUCUUUUUCCGUUCUGAUUCCAAGCGGGCGUCCGACAAGGACGUGGAUAGGAAAAUCCUUUUCCUAGUUUGCGGGCCGGAGCCCAUGAUCUCCUCCAUAGCUGGUCCGUAUGGGAAGAACUUUUCACAGGGCACAGUAGGCGGAGUACUUGGUUCGUUGGGCUUUAGACGGGAUCAAGUGUGGAAGCUGUGA
Molecule: messenger RNA, 996 nt
Organism: Laetiporus sulphureus 93-53
Lineage: Eukaryota; Fungi; Basidiomycota; Agaricomycetes; Polyporales; Laetiporaceae
Product: riboflavin synthase domain-like protein
Exons: 4
Coding region: 1-996 (331 amino acids)
Molecular function (GO): oxidoreductase activity
Source: RefSeq, a predicted model, not a curated record